This is a messenger RNA of Zeugodacus cucurbitae (melon fly), 2886 nucleotides long. RefSeq lists its product as uncharacterized. The record is from RefSeq and is a predicted model, not a curated record. Lineage: Eukaryota; Metazoa; Arthropoda; Insecta; Diptera; Tephritidae. The transcript has 8 exons. Bases 389 to 1843 code for a protein of 484 amino acids.
AUUUUUAACAUUUCACAUUCAGUUGAAAAUUUUUUACGCACGCAGACACAUGCAAUAAAAAUUCGAAUUUCAGUUUUUUUCUCUCUCCGAAACGUACCAAAAAAGUUUUCUUCCCAACUCAAGAAAGGAAAAAAGCGUAACGCGCCGCUAGCAAAUAAUUUUCGCAGACCGUUAAACACUGCAAAAGUUACCUACAAAUACAUAAAAGUGCGUAAAAUUUGCGUUCGCCGUCAUCAGUAUAUAUUGCAGCAGGAGAACAGUUGUGACCAUCACCUCCACCAUCCCCAACGCACACAGCAAUUCAGCAGUUAACCAAGCAGUUGUUGCAGAGUUAACUCGAAGUGUCACUAAAACUUAAAGACAGCUGUAAAAAAGAACUUGCGAGAAAAUGAAUUCGGAAAACGCUACGGAAUUGAAAAAGCCCGUUAAGGACCAGGUGGAGGAGAAACCGAAGCCCGCACAACCGGAAACACCGAAGACGCCUUCCUUGCCAGUGAGCAGCUUAAUUGGCUUCAAUACCGAGGACUUUCUGGCGCGUGUCAAUAUGAACGAGAAGAUUAACAACAUUUUACGCUCGCCCACGAAGACACCGAACGGUGUGCGUCAACGCUCCGUUUUCACGGCCAUCACACCGUCAUCGUCCCGUUUCAAUGCCAGCGCUGCUCCUUUCGUGUCGCAGCAGCAACGUUCGUCGGUUACUUCCGCCAACACUGGCUCGGCAGCUGGUGCCGUUAUGACGCCCAAGGAGACAUCAACGCCCUCGGCUGCAUUGCAGGCUCGUCAAAUGCCCAUACCAGUGCACAUGAGUGCCGCCUCCCCGCAUCAUUAUGGAGGCUAUGAGACCCCAUUGACUGGACGUAGUGGUGGCAUGACAAGAGGCGUCUUCAAUACUCGCUAUCCUGUAGCACCGCCACCAUCGCCGAUCUAUGGUUUCGAAAAUGAUAUGUGCCGAAUGCCGCCUACCAUGUCACCCUCUCAUCAUGCGCAACAAUUUCCACAGCCAAUGCCGCCGCCCCCCUAUGCAGUGGGACGUCUGAGCGGCAGCCACCGCGGUGUUGAGUAUGAGAAUCCAACUCCGCCACCUUGUCCAGGUGCAGGACCUAUUGCCAUGACUAAUGGCACUAUACAACUACGUCUGCGCGACGGAAUACGCAUUGACAUGACGCUGGACAAGGCGGUGCGCGUUCUCAAUCAACGCAGCAUGGUGGCCAUUGCUUUAUCGCGCAAUUGCAGCAACUCAGCGUUGAUUCAUCCAAAUGGACGUAUAUUGCAGAGUGGUUCCAAGGUGGAGAUAGUCACCUAUGAUGGCAUGAAAACCAAUAACUAUGUUCGUUAUGCUAAGAUGUGGUACAAAGGCGUCAGCUUCACCAGCGAAUCUUGUGCUUUAAUCUAUUUGGUGGAUACGGCUGGUACGCGUACCACCACUGAUACCUUCACAGAUCUCACAAAGGAUUACACUUUGACGGUGUUUUAUGAUGACUCCCGCCAUGGUCCGUCUUAUGUACAGGAUGCUAAUGAAGUUAUACAAAAUUCCACAUAUUCUUGCACAGAUGAAGGCACUGAAAUUUAUGAAAUCAAUGGUUUCCGUAUCACACAGGCCGCCGAUGGACUUGUAAAAUUGACACGCACUCACAACAAAUGUUUGAUACGCACCAGUCCAGGUAAUGGUUCGGCCACUUUGACCACACCAGGCAUUCACUGUACAGCCUCUUUGGGCAAAACUUCACAUUUAUUUGUUCGUCGCAAUGAAAAACGUAUGCACUUCGAUGGAUCGUGUUUCAUCGUACGCAAUGCCGGGCACUCGGCUGGUUUCAAUGAGAACAACUUAUUGAUCGUCUAUUAAAGCUACGUACGAAAAAAUAUGAAAAGAAGCCUUUUUGCCACAAAAUGAAAAGAAAAAACAAAAAAAAAUUUAAAAAAUGAAAUCAAAUCAGCGAAAUCAACAACGAACGAACGUAGGCGAUUGCAUGCGAUGACAUCAAACAAAUCACAAACCAAACAACAUUUUAGAUGCAAACAAAAGCAGAGCGUAUAAGAGGAAAUAUAAUAUAACGUAAAGAGAAUUAUGUAGAACACAAGGAAGAGAAGAAAGAAAUUCAAUUAACAAAACUCGAAAACAAAAACGAAACAGUGUAGUAGUAAAGUGGAGCGCAUAGAAAAUUAUAGAAAGUUGUUAUGAAAAAAGUUUUAAAGAAAGAAAAAAGAAAAAAUCAAGAAAAAAACGCACACCAACAGUUAAACAAAAUAACGUUAAACUAAUAGAGCCGCUUUGCUAAUAGUAUAUAUAUAUAGUUACAAAAUAUUACAAAAAUACCGUUAGAAAUCAUUUUCACGCUUAACAUAGACACAAAUUUUAGUUUAGUAUUUUUUUUCACAAUUUCUCUUCUUCAUUACAUUCGCGCAAAAUAGCGUGUGUCUCGGCUGGGUAUGGGUGUGUAGUGAAAAGAAAACGAAGAUUACAAAAAAGUACGAAGAAGCGCAAAUAGCCACUAAAGACACCUUUGCUGCCAACUCAGUCGAGUACAAUGAAAUUUUCAACUCUUCAACAACUUUAGCUUACUUACUAUUACCGUCGUCUAUAACGUUUACGCAAAUAGCUUACUAAAUAUUUUUAUUUAAUUUGUUUCACGUCAAACUAGCAAUAAUAACUUAGACACUAACAUUUUUUUUUAAUAAAAUAUUAGCUUCAAGCUCCCUUGCGGGGAUCUUCAUAUAUCAUUCAGUUUUCAUAUUUUAACUCAAAAUUUUAGUUUCGAAAGUGUGUUUUCAAAUUUUCCGUUAUGACUUUUUAGUAGCAUAGUGUAACCGAUAAUGACAUGAUAACAGCAAAAAAAAAGUUUUCAACCUAUUUAUGUAAAAAAUAAAAAAAAAUUAAAAAAAAAGUAA